Hipposideros armiger (great roundleaf bat) is the source of this 1313-nucleotide messenger RNA. It is a transcript of the gene S100A13, whose product is annotated as S100 calcium binding protein A13. Lineage: Eukaryota; Metazoa; Chordata; Mammalia; Chiroptera; Hipposideridae. The record is from RefSeq and is a predicted model, not a curated record. Gene Ontology annotation, molecular function: calcium-dependent protein binding; calcium ion binding. The coding region runs from base 174 to 470 and encodes 98 amino acids. The transcript has 3 exons. Gene Ontology annotation, cellular component: perinuclear region of cytoplasm.
GAAAAAGCCCUGUCACUGAACCCCACAGAGAGGCCAGGAGACUCAGAGGGUUCCUAGCAGGACCCUCAGAUUGAAAGCCUCCUCCUGGACAGAGGGGUCUCCAGACUGUGGGACCACCACAGAGGGGUCCCUAAGACAUAGGUCAGCCCGUGAGGACAUCAGCUCCAGCCCUAAUGGCAGCGGAGCCAUGGACCGAGCUGGAGACAGCCAUCAAGACGGUGGUCACCACCUUCUUCGACUUUGCAGGGCGGGAGGGCCGGAAGGGCAGCCUCAGCAUCAAUGAGUUUAAGGAACUGGUCACUCAGCAGUUGCCUCACCUGCUCAAGGAUGUGGGCUCCUUAGAUGACAAGAUGAAGAGCUUGGAUGUGAAUCAGGAUUCAGAGCUCAAGUUCAACGAGUACUGGAGACUGAUUGGGGAGCUGGCCAAGGAGAUCAGGAAAGAGAAGGCCCUGGAGAUCCGGAAGAAGUAAAGCCUGCAGGCUGGGAUGGCGCAGGCAGGGCAGGGCAGGACCCCACUCUCCCCAUCUACAGCCUCGUCCUUGAGACACAAAUGUUUCUUAUUCCCACCCCACCUCGAUUUCUUCUCUUGCGAGUAGGGGGUGAGAAAGCUCUGCCCUGACCUGAGGGUGGGUCCAAAAAUUCUGAGCUCCUUGAGGACCACAAGUGUUAUUCAUCUUCGAAUAUUCUGCAGCAUUGAGCACCUGGUCUUGUAUAAGGUAGGUGCUCAAUAAAUUGUGGAUGAAAAAGGGGCCACGUACUAAACCUGACAAGGAGAGGCCUGCCUGGCGGGCCCUAUAAACUCAGAGACCGAGAGUAACCACACAAGAUGGUCGGAAAAUAAAAAUUCCUAACUAAAGCAGGUCAUGGCAGGUAGUCACAUCCUAGGCCUGUAGAUUCCUUGACAAAGGUCAAUCUUUGCCUUAGGUGAGCUUAUCUAUUGUCUUUUAGCAUCGAGGAUAACAGACCUUUGAAAUGUCAGAGGAACCCCCUUUUCCAGAUCACUCAGGGCAUAAUGUCCCACCAGAGCAUAGACCACAGAGCCCCUUGUUGUUAUCUUGUCCCCCAUCUCCAUGUGCUGUCAAUGUUAUUAUCUGUCCUGUACCCACAGUGUGAAAGAACUAUGUGUCCCUCCCUUUUACUUUUUAUCCAAUCCCAGAGAGCCCCCCGUUGCUUUCUCCCGCCCCCCUAAUCUACCGCCUAUGGAUUCCAUGUCACCCCCUUAGUCUCCUCCUUUGAGUCUAAUGUAUAAAAUAAGCCGCAAAACUGCCAUUCUCGGGAGCGUUUUCUCAACCCGUUGAGAUUUUGCUUUUGGG